Strongylocentrotus purpuratus (purple sea urchin) is the source of this 3836-nucleotide messenger RNA. Its product is annotated as beta-1,3-galactosyltransferase 1. Bases 1150 to 2256 code for a protein of 368 amino acids. The record is from RefSeq and is a predicted model, not a curated record. Lineage: Eukaryota; Metazoa; Echinodermata; Echinoidea; Camarodonta; Strongylocentrotidae. Gene Ontology annotation, cellular component: membrane. The transcript has a single exon. Gene Ontology annotation, molecular function: hexosyltransferase activity.
UUUUUAAAUUGCAGACGGCGGACGACCGAAGUCAUAACUAGUUUGGGGUCAAUUACGGUCAUAAAUUGGAGACAUCUUCAAGGUCAUAUGAGUUGACUGAUUGGCAUGAUAGACACGGAAUUUCAUAGUUAGCUGGUAGGUUCCUCUGUUUGGACAGUGUGUUUACCACUCAAAUUACGCGUCAUCCUGUUAAAGACAUCAACUCAUUUGGGAUAGCAUAAACUGACAUAUUCAUCACAUUAUCUGAUCAUUUCUUUACUUUGUGUGUGGCAUGAUAAAAUAUAUUAUAUAUUUAAUCAGGAAAAAGAGUUUCAAUGGUAUAGGAUUUAUAGUGUGUAAGACUUUAAAAUAUAAUUAGUUUUUAUAACCUCAUAUUCUGAGUAAAUUACAUUUUUAUGUUUAAUUGCGCCAUACAUUAUGUGUGUAAUAUCCAACAUUUGUGUUACUUCAAACUCAUAAUGAAAACCAUAUCAAUUGAAAUUUCUUUAUCAGCUAUAAAUUUAUAUUCGGUCUAAAAAUGAAAAAUCAUGAUUUUGGGUAUUCUUUCAAAUGUUGAUCUUUAGUAUUUUCUGUCCAAUCGUAAACAAAAAAUCGUGUCUCGGACGGUCUACUAUUGCAGACUCCCCUCAUUAUUUUGUACUUAAAGAUUUAAAUUCUCGCUUUGAACGUUUAAUUUGAUUUCAGUUUAUUUUGCAAAUAAUUAUGACGACACUUUUACUUUCGCUACAGUUUGAGUAAACUGUUCGUUUCUCUUCUUGAGUAUAGACCUUAAUUUCUUUGCGGUGGCUAAGAAACUUUUCAUAAGCCUUUCCCCAAAACACUACUAAUGAAACAUUAAUGAAUUUUCCUCACAUAAAGUUGAACUUUAAAUUACCCCAAGCAAGCAUUCCGAUAUAAUAUCAUCACUACGGAUGUUGUGAUUAAUGAGCCUGCAUCAGGUGCAUGUGUCAUCAUAAGAACGAUGCGCGAAGUCGAUGAAGCUACGGAAGUGAGCUCUAAACAUAAUAAUUGGAACAGCCGGAUUGUGGGGGAAAGGGCAAGUCAUGAUAUAGAUGCAGUACUGAAACAGGAUCCCUGGCUUGCAAGUAUUUACAUGUAACCAUUAGCAAUGCGUUAAGAGAAUUAUGCCGUUUAGGAGUGCUCUGUGCAAUGGCUGUUAGUACAAUGAGGAUUCCGAAGAGACUCUUCUUUCAAGUGACUUUCUGUUUGUUGGUUUUGUGUUUCUUACGAGAUCGUUUGCUUCAGAGUGGUUUGUCGUUGAGCCGUCGAGAAUUCAAUGCGACCCUCAUCGACACGGCUCCAGAAUGCUUGAAACACGCCUCGGAUACGAACCAUCUAGCUAAUGUGGCCCGCAUCCAACGUGGUGUACAGAGCUGGAUUCGUAGGAUAGAUGUACACAACUACUCCUACAUCAUUAACCCUACCGAUUGGUGUGAUCGAAGAAAAUCCGAAGGUGAGGAUCUCGUGCUGGUUAUUUUUGUGAACUCCGCUCCUGAUCAUUUUCUCAAGAGGAAUUUAAUACGGAAUACCUUCGCCAGAGCGGAUUCAUGGCCAUUCUACAGCAGUCGUAACCAAACCAUGCGUCUCGUUUUCUCAGUAGGAGCGGUCGAUGAUAUCAUUAUGCAAUCCCGACUACGGGACGAGUCCGUAAUCUUCGGGGAUAUCGUCCAGGAGAACUUCAUCGACGAUUACCUAAACAUGACACUCAAGACCGUGAUGGGAUUCAAAUGGUCAACGACGUUUUGCAGUCGCGCGAAAUACGUGAUGAAGCUGGACGAUGACGUCCUGAUCAACACGCGCAUGGUCGCUGACGUCCUUCUUAAGGCUCCGACGAAUUCCUUUAGCAUGGGUGAUCUCCAUGCGCACGCGAUCGUACGCGAUCCCAAGAGCGAAUGGGGAAAGUUCUUCACACCCGUCCAUUUAUGGCCGAGAAGAAAGUUCCCGCCUUUUUUCACGGGCCCUGCUUACAUGUUCUCAAUGGACAUGGCACAGAAGAUCUCGAAAGCGUGUAGAGACACACCACUGUUUCCUUGGUCCGAUGUCUAUGUAGGAAUGUGUUGUUUGAAAGCAGGGUUAGGCUUGACAAACCAGAAAGGAUUUAUUGCUUCAGAUCUGGCCAAGCAAUCAGAGCAACCUUUACCAAUGGGAGAGAAGGAAAUGGAAAGUUAUCAUAAAUUAUUCACUGUCUUUCAUCUACCAAUGUUGCAUAUGAAACAACUCUGGGAAUUAUGGACGAAAAGGACUAUAACACUUUGAAUUACACUUUUUUAUUUUCACGGUGCCGUGAAUGUGUGUCUAUUUAUGUAUCUCGUUGGGAAUUAUUGGCAAAUUCAAAUGUGUUUGUAUUAUUAUCCAACAAUGCCUUCCACUGAUGUUAGCAAACUAUUUAUUGUAACAAAUCGAGUAUUUUUUAUAAUGGUUAAAAAGCAAUGAACUCAUCUAACUGGUGAAAUUGGUAACAAUUAUAAUCGUAAUUAUGCCCUUGCAAUAGUCUCUGAUGAAAAGAGUGAUGUAUAUCAAGCGAUGUGUAUUAAUUAUAACCAAUCAACGUAAUGCUUUUCCAAGUUGUAAUGGAUAAAGAUAAUUGCAAGCUCCGCAGCAAGAAUAUUACGAACAAAAGACUCUUUUCUUUGAAUUAGACCCCUUACAAAUGGACUAGCAAUGUAUACAUGUAUAUCAAAUCCAACAGAAACGAGAGACACGCCCCAAUGACGACUAUGUCGUAUGAAGGAGAAAGAGAACAAGUUCUUGGGUUGUAAAUAUUGGUAGGAGAGAAUCAAAUCUAGCAGGGGUUGCUUCGAGAUUUGGCAAAAUUUGGGGGCUACAUGUAAUUCCUCCAAAAUUAAUGACAAACAUCCACCCCUCAGACAACUUAUCAGGAGAUAAGGGGGUUCAAAUGAGGCAAAUGUGUUAAUAAGGGUGCUCCGGACCUCACAAGUAACAUUUAUGAAAUAGAACUUCAUCAAUAAAUAUUGUUUGUUUAAAGUGUUAUAUUUGUCAGAUGUUUGUCAUUACUGAAGCCCCACCUUACCUUCACCAAAAUGACUAAAUAAUCAAACGAAGUGAGUAAAAUAUUGUGGUUAGUUAUCGGAGUACAUUACUAACACCAAUUCUCAAAUUAAUUACAUAAAGUCGUUUCAUAUGACGGAAUGCAUUAUUGAAAAAUCUUAAAUUAAUGGAAACAGUGCAAUUAUUCAAUUUUCUCUCUUUCUUCUCCACUCUCUUUCAUUAAAGCUAAUUAUAAAUUAUACACUGAAAAUUUAUAAUGAAUAUAUCCGUAUUCUUACCUUGAAUUAUGUUAUAUUUAAAACGGCACCUCGCUGGAAUUCUCUAUAGGCUCUAGGGAGUGGAAAAUGUAUAUACAUUGUUUUUAAUGUGUGUGUGCGGGGGGGGGGUGUUGUAAUAUUUCGUUCAACACUUUUCUAAAUAUUAUUUCCUUUCUAAAUAAUGUUGGUUGGAAUAAACCCAAAUUAAAGGAGAACAAGAUCAGAGACAUCAUUGAUGUUUUAAGCAAUGUAUUAAAUUAUAAAUCUAGAAUAUUACAAUAUCUAAAAUAUACAUAAUUCAUGCCUUAGGCUUAUAUUACCUUAUCGUUUGUAUGAAAUGCUUUGCGUUGACCAGGAAAACCGGCAUAUAUUUUCUUUCUUGAGUUACAAAAUGCUUUGAGCAUAUUUCACUCUCCGUGCCGACUCGUGCAAUAUGCUCCUCAGCUCGUGGGAUACACCCUUGGAUCCCGUUCAAAGCCGUUCAAUGUUAUAUAGGCCUAAGUAUGUCAAAUGAUUCGUUCGUAUCCUCGAAGCUGGAAACAGGUCAUUAUAACAAUAAUGAAACAAAAA